CUGAAAACACUUCUCUGUUCAGGGGGAGCGCGUGAGGAAUUUAUUGCAUCAGGUGAAACUCUGAGUUUAGAAUCUUUCCAUUAGUGACUGAAAUGAUGCAGCUUAUGAAAUUGACAUUACACGGUGUGUACUUUUAAGAGUGAAAAAAUACUUACUCUCACAAUGGAAAAGAAUAUGACUGCAAAAUUUCCACCAUUUAACCAGACGCCUGCCUUUGUUGCUAAUGGCACCGUCUCUUUCCGAUCAUGGAACGACAGUGCCGUUUCCUACCGUGAAGAGAGUGUGGAUUUGUCCCCUGGUUUGGAAGUCCUGGCAACUAUUUCUGUCACAUAUGCUCUUAUCAUUUCAGUUGGUCUCCUAGGGAACAUCAUACUUAUCAAAGUAUUUUUCAAGAUUAAGUCCAUGCAAACGGUUCCCAAUAUUUUCAUCACCAGCCUUGCUUUCGGAGAUUUGCUUCUUCUGCUGACAUGUGUUCCAGUGGACGCCUCUAGGUAUAUGGUGGACACAUGGCUUUUUGGAAGGAUUGGCUGCAAAGUCAUCUCUUUUAUACAGCUCACAUCUGUUGGUGUAUCUGUAUUUACAUUGACUGUGCUUAGUGCUGACAGAUACAGAGCUAUAGUGAAGCCUUUGGAGCUGCAAUCAUCAGAUGCAGUAUUGAAGACAUGCGGUAAAGCUGCUUGUGUUUGGAUAAUUUCCAUGUUACUGGCGACUCCAGAAGCAGUGUUCUCAGAUCUGUAUGAAUUCAGCAGCCCAGACAACAACUCAUCCUUUCAAGCUUGUGCCCCGUACCCUGUCUCUGAAAAAAUAUUACAAGAGGCUCAUUCCUUGAUGUGCUUCCUGGUGUUUUACAUCGUACCGCUGUCAAUCAUUUCUGCCUACUAUUUCCUCAUCGCUAAAACACUCUACAAGAGCACAUUUAACAUGCCAGCUGAGGAGCACACUCAUGCACGCAAGCAGAUUGAAUCCCGAAAAAGAGUGGCAAAAACAGUACUCGUGUUUGUUGCUCUGUUUGCUUUCUGCUGGCUGCCUAACCAUAUCCUUUACUUGUAUCGAUCCUUCACCUACGACACUACAGUAAAUUCCUCUGUGCUCCACCUCUCUGCCACCAUUUUUGCCCGUAUAUUGGCAUUCAGCAAUUCCUGUGUGAACCCCUUUGCUCUGUACUGGCUCAGCAGAAGCUUUAGGCAGCAUUUCAAAAAACAGAUAUACUGCUGCAAGAUGCCUCCGCCACCCACCCAUCCAAGCCCAACUCACAGCAGCACUACUGGAAUCACAGCCAUUAAAGGAAACAUGCAGGUGUCUGAAAUAAGCAUUGGCCUAUUAGGAGCCUAUGACAUGAAGAGAGAAACUGACAUUGUUUAGUUAUGUUAGAAAAGGAAAGAACUG
Nanorana parkeri is the source of this 1386-nucleotide messenger RNA. It is a transcript of the gene BRS3, whose product is annotated as bombesin receptor subtype 3. The transcript is spliced from 3 exons. Gene Ontology annotation, biological process: G protein-coupled receptor signaling pathway. Gene Ontology annotation, cellular component: membrane. The record is from RefSeq and is a predicted model, not a curated record. NCBI's taxonomy places the organism in Eukaryota, Metazoa, Chordata, Amphibia, Anura, Dicroglossidae. Gene Ontology annotation, molecular function: G protein-coupled peptide receptor activity. Bases 163 to 1362 code for a protein of 399 amino acids.